AUGACCCGAGGAAGGCAGUCUCAGGGGCGUAAGCCCCAACAAACAGACAUACCCCCUGAGGGUGAUGAAGUAGACCUUGGUGAUGACAGGAAUCCAUCCACUUCUCCGAGGCGUGAGACGCCUGAUGCAGAUAUCAAGGCGAUGUUGACACAAUUGACUGCUAGUGUUUCAGCUCUUAUGCAGAACCAGGCAGAACAGGGUCGCAGACUCGACGCAUUGUCCCAAUUGGCACCUCGAGACGCCCCUGAACCAAUUUAUCCUUCACUGAGUGCGGAGGACCGAACGGACGAUCCCAACCCGCGGAUCGACGAUUUACAGACCCCGAUCGCAGUCGACCGGGAAGAAGCUCUCAUCGAGAGAGAGCUACAGAAGCUACGGCGUAGCAUCAAAGACCUUUGGGAGCACAAACCCACGACCCUCACCAUGCACAACUUCACUGCGUGGAAGACGAAUACUCUCAGUGAUGCGUCUUUAAUUGACAUUCACGAUGUCUCUUCUUACAGCAUUUUGUUUAAGGGACAACAACAUCCUCCGAACUCCUACUCUAGAUUGCAGCGAGCAAUCUGGACCGCGAUCAACGAUGCCUUACACGCCCGAAUCCUCAAAUCCCUUAGUGUGGAAAUACGGAAGAUCAUGCCACCGCAACGGACCAAGAAUGCCGCGGCCUUAUGGGAAUCCGUGGUGACUGGUUUUGGCAUCACGAAAGCCCAAGAACGCUAUAAUCUUCUUCGCGACGUGUGUGCGUUGAAGCUUGACGGAUCGGAUUACAUGUCCCACCAAGCCCAGUGGCUGACCUACAUGGCGGCGCUGGACGACCUUGAUGUCACAGUCGAUGACAUUAAGCAUGAUUUGUUUAUCUUGAGCCUUGGGAACUGGCAGUCACAGUUCAUCAAGACGAGGCUAGACGAGUUCUUUGCGUCCGGAGGAAAUGGAGAACCGAUUGUCAACCUAGACAUCAGACAAUUGAUGCGAGCGCUUCAGUAUCGUGCUAUCACGCAGGGACUGAAGAAGAAAGACCCGGUCUCCACCCCGAAGGGAUCGACAUCCACAUCGAAUUCUGAAAGGCCGAAAUCGUUGGAGAAAUCGGACUCUGACCGACCUUCGAAGUCGCGCUGCGACUACUGUCAGGCUCCGAAAGCGAUACAUGAUGCUUCUCGCUGCUGGUCUAAGAACCCUGAGAAGGCGCCAAUGCACUGGUUGAAAGACAACGCUGAUUUGGUCCGCCGAAUACGUGGGCGCAACGGGGAUCCAAUUCCUGAUAUUCCUGGCCUUAUAGUUGAGCCGCAGGCACAAGCCAAGGCUGCAAUUUCCAGUAGCAACAAUAACGGUCGCCAGUCUACUGAUUGGUAUUUCGACACGUGCGCAAGUCGUCAUGUAGUAUCAGACCGAGAACUUUUUACCUCCUAUGCUCCGCUCAAGAGCAGUGAGGGAAUCGGAUCAAUCUGGGGGGACAAGAAACGUGCCAUUGGUGUUGGAACAGUCAAUAUGAAGCUAAAUGGCCUUACUGUCACUCUAAAAGACGUCCGCCAUAUUCCUGGAGCAGAUUCCAACCUUGUGUCCGAGGCGCUUCUGCAUGAUCAGGGAUUCAUUAUUCACAAGAAUUCAACACCUCCAUUCCACUACGUCUUGAAGGACCCAUCGAACCAGCGAUUCUUUGCCGCUCGAAACUCGAGCGAUGUUUACACAUUCACCGCCGAUGAACCAUUCGAGUUCUCCACUCAGGCCUUCCGAACCCCGCUGAUUCACAUUUGA
Molecule: messenger RNA, 1752 nt
Organism: Penicillium subrubescens
Lineage: Eukaryota; Fungi; Ascomycota; Eurotiomycetes; Eurotiales; Aspergillaceae
Exons: 2
Coding region: 1-1752 (583 amino acids)
Source: RefSeq, a predicted model, not a curated record